This is a messenger RNA of Coturnix japonica (Japanese quail), 2289 nucleotides long. RefSeq names its product T-box brain transcription factor 1 (gene TBR1). Gene Ontology annotation, cellular component: nucleus; chromatin. Gene Ontology annotation, molecular function: DNA-binding transcription factor activity, RNA polymerase II-specific; RNA polymerase II cis-regulatory region sequence-specific DNA binding. The record is from RefSeq and is a predicted model, not a curated record. Gene Ontology annotation, biological process: commitment of neuronal cell to specific neuron type in forebrain; cell fate specification; positive regulation of DNA-templated transcription. NCBI's taxonomy places the organism in Eukaryota, Metazoa, Chordata, Aves, Galliformes, Phasianidae.
AAAAAAAAGUAAAUCAAACGUUUGGGAAGCAUUUGGUGGAUGAAGUGCUUUCUGCCUACCGAGGGUCCCAGGAUGUCUCGCUUCUGGUAGCGAGCAGCCCUCAGCUCCAGGGACGGAAGGGUUAUUGCUGCGGUGCAGAGCGAUGCAGCUGGAGCAUUGUCUUUCUCCCUCUAUCAUGCUCUCCAAGAAAUUUCUCAAUGUGAGCAGCAGUUACCCACACGCAGGCGGAUCCGAGCUUGCCUUGCAUGAUCAUCCCAUUAUCUCGACCACUGACAACCUGGAGAGAAGUUCACCUUUGAAAAAAAUUACCAGGGGGAUGACGAAUCAGUCAGAUACAGACAAUUUUCCCGACUCCAAGGACACACCAGGGGACGUCCAGAGAAAUAAACUCUCUCCCGUCUUGGACGGGGUCUCCGAGCUUCGUCACAGUUUCGAUGGAUCUGCCGCAGAUCGCUAUCUGCUCUCUCAGUCCAGCCAGCCCCAGUCUGCUGCCUCCGCGCCCAGUGCCAUGUUCCCUUACCCCGGCCAGCACGGACCCGCUCACCCGGCCUUCUCCAUCGCCAGCCCCAGCCGCUACAUGGCUCACCACCCCGUCAUCACCAACGGCGCCUAUAACAGCCUCCUGUCCAACUCCUCGCCGCAGGGCUACCCGGCGCCGGGCUACCCCUACCCCCAGCAGUACGGCCAUUCCUACCAGGGCGCCCCGUUCUACCAAUUCUCCUCCGCCCAACCGGGGCUGGUGCCGGGCAAGGCUCAGGUCUACCUGUGCAACAGGCCGCUCUGGCUGAAAUUCCACCGGCACCAGACGGAGAUGAUCAUCACCAAGCAGGGCAGGCGCAUGUUCCCUUUCCUAAGUUUUAAUAUUUCUGGUCUCGACCCCACGGCUCACUACAAUAUUUUUGUGGAUGUAAUUUUGGCGGAUCCCAACCACUGGAGGUUUCAGGGAGGCAAAUGGGUUCCUUGCGGCAAGGCGGACACCAAUGUACAAGGGAACCGCGUGUACAUGCACCCCGACUCCCCCAACACGGGAGCGCACUGGAUGCGCCAGGAGAUCUCCUUCGGGAAGCUCAAACUUACCAACAAUAAAGGAGCAUCGAACAACAACGGGCAGAUGGUGGUCCUGCAGUCCCUGCACAAGUACCAGCCCCGCCUGCACGUGGUGGAGGUGAACGAGGACGGCACGGAGGACACCAACCAGCCGGGCAGGGUGCAGACCUUCACCUUCCCCGAGACGCAGUUCAUCGCGGUCACCGCCUACCAGAACACCGAUAUCACGCAGCUGAAAAUCGACCACAACCCCUUCGCCAAAGGCUUCCGGGAUAACUACGACACGAUCUACACGGGCUGCGACAUGGACCGGUUGACGCCUUCCCCCAACGACUCGCCCCGCUCGCAGAUCGUUCCCGGGGCCCGCUACGCCAUGGCCGGCUCCUUCCUUCAGGACCAGUUCGUGAGUAACUACGCCAAGUCCCGCUUCCACCCCGGGGCAGGAGCCGGCCCGGGACCCGGCGCCGACCGCAGCGUGCCCCACACCAACGGGCUGCUCUCCCCACAGCAAGCCGAGGACCCGGGGGCCCCCUCGCCGCAACGCUGGUUCGUCGCCCCCGCCAACAACCGCCUCGACUUCGCCGCCUCCGCUUACGACACGGCCACCGACUUCGCCGGCAACGCGGCCACGCUGCUCUCCUACGCGGCGGCCGGCGUCAAGGCGCUGCCUCUGCAGGCGGCCGGCUGCGCGGGGCGGCCGCUGGGCUACUACGCCGACCCGUCGGGCUGGGGGGCCCGCAGCCCCCCGCAGUACUGCAGCAAGUCGGGCUCCGUGCUCUCCUGCUGGCCCAACAGCGCGGCGGCGGCUCGUAUGGCGGCCGGCAACCCCUACCUGGGGGAAGAGGCGGAGAGCCUGGCUCCCGAGCGCUCCCCUCUGCCGGGCGCCGAGGACUCCAAGCCCAAAGAUUUGUCCGACUCUAGCUGGAUCGAGACGCCGUCGUCCAUAAAGUCCAUCGAUUCCACCGAUUCUGGGAUUUACGAGCAGGCUAAAAGGAGGCGGAUCUCCCCCUCGGACACCCCGGUGUCCGAGAGCUCCUCGCCCCUCAAGAGCGAGGUUCUCACCCAGCGGGACUGCGAUAAGACCUGCGCCAAGGACAUCGGCUACUACGGCUUCUAUUCGCACAGCUAGGCUCGGCCCGGCCCGGCCCCGCCGCCGUUUUGCACAAGAACCUCUCCGCGGUUAGCGAACUGACCCCCGCCCCCAGCCGCCCCAUCCGCCCCGGCCCGGCCCGGCAGGGAGGG